AUGGCCGGCGAUAUGUCGUCGUCCGCAGGCGACAACAACAAGAAGACCGCGUGCGUGACUGGAGGGAGCGGGUACAUCGGUUCCGCACUCAUCAAGUUGCUGCUGGAGGAGGGCUAUGCCGUGAAGACGACGGUCAGGAACCCCGGUUCGAUUCUCCCCUCUUUUCGGUUCAGUGUUUCGUGGUUGUUGCUGUUCCGGGCUGUGCAGAUAGAUGGUGGUGGUUGUGAUGUAAUUGUGAAUCCCACCACGGUCCUACCCAUGCUUAGAAUUGACCUUGAUUUGGUUUGUUUUUUAUUCCCUGAAACCCCAGAUGACAUGCAGAAGAACUCCCACCUCAAGGACUUGCAGCAGCUUGGACCGCUGACGGUCUUCCGCGCCGACAUGGACGAAGAAGACAGCUUCGACGACGCCGUCGCCGGCUGCGAUUACGUCUUCCUCGUCGCCGCCCCGCUGAACUUCUCGGCACAGGAUCCAGAGAAAGAGCAGAUCGAGCCGGCCGUCCGAGGAACGCUGAACGCAAUGAGGUCGUGCGUGAAGGCCGGGACGGUGCGGCGCGUGAUCCUGACCUCGUCGGUGGCCGCAGUCAUCAGGCCGGACCUGCAAGGCGACGGGCAUGGGCAUGUGCUGGACGAGAACUCAUGGUCCGACGUCGAGUACCUCAGAGCCAACAAGCCACCAACCUGGGCACACUGCGUGUCCAAGGUGCUCCUGGAGAAGGAAGCGUGCAGGUUCGCGGAGGAGCACGGCAUCAGCCUGGUCACCGUCUGCCCCGUCAUCGUCGUGGGCGCGGCGCCGGCACCCAAGGCCCGCUCGAGCAUCGUCGACUGCCUCUCCUUGCUGUCCGGCAACGAGGCACUGCUCGCCGCGCUCAAGGGCAUCGAGAAGACCUCCGGCGGGGUGCAGCUAGUCCACGUCGACGACCUCUGCCGCGCGGAGCUGUUCGUCGCCGAGGAGGCGGCGGCCGUGGGGAGGUACAUCUGCUGCAGCCUCAACACGACCGUCGUCGAGAUCGCGCGAUUCCUGGCACGCAAGUACCCGCAGUACGGCGUGGAAACAAAUUUGCCCACCGACGACGACCAGCAGCUCCUGGAGAAGCCGAGAGUGAGCCUGUCGUCUGCGAAGCUGGUUAGGGAAGGGUUCGAGUUCAAGUACAAGACCCUGGACGAGAUAUACGGUGACGUCGUCGAGUACGGCAAGGCACUGGGAAUUCUGCCCUACUGA
Molecule: messenger RNA, 1221 nt
Organism: Miscanthus lutarioriparius
Lineage: Eukaryota; Viridiplantae; Streptophyta; Magnoliopsida; Poales; Poaceae
Source: the annotation of a GenBank genome assembly